Aspergillus piperis CBS 112811 is the source of this 1047-nucleotide messenger RNA. RefSeq lists its product as uncharacterized. The record is from RefSeq and is a predicted model, not a curated record. NCBI's taxonomy places the organism in Eukaryota, Fungi, Ascomycota, Eurotiomycetes, Eurotiales, Aspergillaceae. Bases 1 to 1047 code for a protein of 348 amino acids. The transcript is spliced from 2 exons.
AUGUCACGCCUCUUGCUAUUCGCAUUUCGCAAACUCCUCAACACCUUCAUCCGUACCGCAAGAAACGAUCCACUACUCGCCAACACCCAUGGACUCUUCCAAGAAAGUCCUACCGAACCACCCCAAAAUGUGCUAGAAUUGACCUUGGCCAUUCUAGGACUGUCCCUCGAAUUUAUAGACAGGGACAAGGACGACAACAAGAAAUCAAAUCCAAAGCCUACCACCACCCGCAACCUCCUUCAAACCCUCACCACCCUCCACCGCGAAGAAGGACUUGUCUCCCUCAUCAACGGCUUCCAUUACACCAUCUACUACAAUCUGAGGUACUUUAUAGUCACAGGUCUGCUCACAUCGCCUAUCGCACGCUUCCCUGAGCCGCUCGCACACAUCAUCGCCUCCGUCGCUCUCGCCGAAUUCCAUUUCUUCCGGACAGCAGGAGCUAUCCUCCCUCCCGCUGAGCAGAUGCGCUACGUGCCUCUUAGUCUUGAUUAUUAUCGGUGGAAUGCUCUUCUCCUGCCGACGCUGCUUUACGCUAGUGCUGAGACGAUCAUGAUGUAUGUGCCAGAGUUACUUCUUGCCCCGGUUCGAUUCGAUGGUGUGCUGCUGCAGCCGGAGGACUUGACGGAUGUUACUUCCCUCGUGAGAUCCGAUGUUCUUGUCGCGGGACUUAUGCUCGUUGCUCAGGUUCUGGUUUUGCUCCCGGCGUGUAUUGUGCUUAUUGUGGUGGAGGGGAGCUUGGUACCGGGGGAUUGUGAGACGUUGAUACCUUUGCCGAAGGAGGGUGAGAAGAUGGGGGAUGGUGAUAACCAGAUUGUUUUGUGGAAGGAGGAGGAUGAGAAUGACAAUGAGGAUGAGGAGUACCCAAAGCAGAAAGGCAGGCUCAUCAAAGACCUCUUCAGGUUCAAGGGACCAUUGCAUGUGCUUGAUGUAUUGGAGAUGAUUAGUAUGAGGCAGUUGCUGUAUUGUUUCGAGUUGCAUGGGAAGAUGUGUUUGUGUGUGGUGGGAGUUGCUACGGCGGUGCAGUCGGUGAUGUAUUUGGUGUCGUAG